Molecule: messenger RNA, 310 nt
Organism: Staurois parvus
Lineage: Eukaryota; Metazoa; Chordata; Amphibia; Anura; Ranidae
Source: the annotation of a GenBank genome assembly
AUGUAUGUGAAAUGGUUUGAUACAGUAAUGUUUUACUAUGUGAUUUUAGUGAUUUUAGUGAAUGUCACUUUUUGUCAUUUUCAAAUUUCCCGCCGUUCCGUCCCCCGUACGUCCUGACGCUCGCAGGGGACGGAACCCAGAUGACAGAUGCCAAAUUACAUUGCUGGGGACACUGCAGGAGGGAAAUCGCGGGAGCGCAGGACAAGGUAAGAGAUUGAGGGAUCACGGAGCAGCGCCGCAUAGUAAGCAAGAGUGUAGCUCGGGGUUACCGCUUGUGCUACACUCGGGAAUACCGCCAGGGAGGUUAAGG